Vitrella brassicaformis is the source of this 970-nucleotide messenger RNA. Lineage: Eukaryota; Vitrellaceae. The record is from the annotation of a GenBank genome assembly.
UGCGUGUCGAAUUAUCUGUACAUACAACUGACAUGCAAGUGAUGGCGAUCAAUAGGUCGUCACGGCUCAUGCGAUUUGCAUGGAAAAAACUUAAGGAUCAUGGCCAAAACAUCCACCAGGCGAAUCGCUCAAAAGCAGGACCGUUGUGGGGUCCAGCGUCUCGCUAUGCUGGAUCCCUGCAUUGAGAGAGGCACGUCUGCCUGUGUUCUGUCUCGAUGCACUGCAUGUCGGUGCACGUGGCUGCCUGACCUGAUGACAUAAAAAGAUCAUCAAUUAAUGUACAUACAUUUUGUUACAAGUCUAAUGACUAACCGUCCUCUUCUGGCAACUCCUCCUCUCUUUUCCCCUUCUUGCUUGCCCUCGUACGCAUAGCCCUCGUACGCAUAGCCACCCCCUCACCAACCUCCCUGGCCUGUUCUUCCACCGCCUGAGCGGCGAGCUCCGACGAAGGCACCUCAUCCCGUGCCCAUUCUCUAUACUCAACAGCCAUCUGAAUAGCCCUAUCUACAUCAUCUCUGUCAGCAGACAACACUCAGUCUCGGAAUCUCUUGUCGAAUGUGUGGUCACCGUGCACGAGCUGACAUCGAACGUACACCCUGCUGACUUCUGGCUGACUUGGGGAUCAUGUCCAUCUCUCCUGAGUCCAACAGACAAGUGCUUCCUGUCAGGCCAGCCUUCCUCGUCUUGAGGGGGCAAAAAGUCCAGACGCGUGUGCACCGCCGCCUUCGCCUCUUCGGACCCUCCCGGCUGGCGAACGUGUAAUCUGACAUGUCCGUGCCGUCCCAACCGAUGCGCCUACGUGUCUGGUCCCUCCAAACAGUGGCCUCACGAAUGGCAUCCUUGACGCCCUCCUCGGUGGCCGAGAGGAUGCGGAAGUAACGUCGUUGGCCGACAUGGAGAUCCAUCUGGCGCAGUCUGAUGACAAAAAUCAAUUUCCUCAUGACUGCAUGUUGCAUCUCUCGAGCUGCUC